This is a messenger RNA of Rhizophagus irregularis DAOM 181602=DAOM 197198, 1458 nucleotides long. The record is from RefSeq and is a predicted model, not a curated record. Lineage: Eukaryota; Fungi; Glomeromycota; Glomeromycetes; Glomerales; Glomeraceae.
AUGAGUGAAAAGUAUCCUAAUUUUAUUUCUGUUAGCAAGAACUUUUUAGCUGAUCAAAGUUUUGCAAUUUUUGUUUCUCUUAUGCAUGGAUCAGAGGCUUGUGAACACUUUUUUGGCAUGGCGCGUCAAAUUAAUUCUGAUUUUAAUUAUUCAGAAUUGUUACAAUUAGUUCCAAAAAUUUCUCAAUGUACCAAAGCGUUAAGAACAAAAAAUGUUACAUUGGAAAAAGAAAAAUCAGUUCGUGAUGUAAGCAAGCAUGCUUUUAGUUACCAUUUUAACUACAAUAUCGGAAAUAUUAAUUCAAGCAAGUUAGCAGAAUUAUGUGCUUGGCCAUCAGACAAGGAUAUUACUUCAGCUGUUAAACAUUCUUACAAAUUGGCGUCUGAACUUGCUAAAGCACUUGAUAUGGAACCUACUUCAAAUAUGAAUCAUUCACUAUUACUGCCAUUUCCAACUUUGGAACUGGAAAAUGAUUCAAAUGAAUUCUUUGAAAUCGAUAGAGAAAUUUCUGAUGCAAUUAGUCAAGCAUCUAAGCAUACUACUGAAAGAAUUGAUGAUAUUCUUGAUUUAUCGAACAUUAAGAAUGUUGAUGAUCAAAUUCAGCAAACCCAAGUUAUUUCAUCUUUAGAUAAUAUGAGAAUAAUUAAUAAUAAGCAACUUAUUCAUGAUUCUUCUAUUAGAUAUAUUUUUCCAACAGAAGAGUUGAAUUAUUUGGUUAUGAUUAAAUUACGAAGGAAUCAUGAAGCAUAUAAUUCAAGACCAAUUGAAAGACAAAAUCGUACAUAUAUGAUUGGUCAUGAAAACACAAAUACUAUUAAUCCAAAUAGGGCUAGUCAUAUAAUUUCACAUCUUACGAAUAAUGAUGAUCCGGCACGAUGGAAAGAAAAUUGGAAGGCAAUGACAGCUAAUCUUGCAAGUUUACAUAAAUUUGAAUUAUCAAGGCAAAGACAAACUGAUAAAGUUACAAAUAAAAUUAUAUGUGUUGAAUCGGCAAAUAUUACUCAAGAUUUUCCAUUGCAACAAAGUGACUAUGUAAUUGCAUUGUAUGGGACAAAAAUUUGUAUUGCUAAAAUAAUAGCAAUGUAUUAUGAAGGUUAUGGUAACCAUUGUUAUAGCCAAAAUGCAGUAACUCCAAUUGAAGAUUUGUCUUAUAUUUCAUUACAAGUAUAUUUGCCCAUUCAUCUCAAUAUUUUUGCAAGUCAAACUGUGAAAGGUUAUACACUAUUUACUCAUCAGUGUCCUCAAAAUAUUAUAUAUCAUAUUAAUUUAAAUGGAGUAAUAAUUGGUUAUAGUUCACUAAUUUUAACAGGAGUACCAUCAUCAACCAGAGCAGAAAUAGUAGCUAUUUUCUUAGCAUUGUUGACAGCACCAGAAAAUUCCAAUGUAACUAUUUAUAUAGACAGCUUAGGUGCUAUAAAUUCAAUUAAUUUAGCUUUUAAUUUAACAACUAGAAUAUGA